Solanum tuberosum (potato) is the source of this 1839-nucleotide messenger RNA. RefSeq names its product zinc finger BED domain-containing protein RICESLEEPER 2-like. The coding region runs from base 1 to 1839 and encodes 612 amino acids. Gene Ontology annotation, molecular function: DNA binding. Lineage: Eukaryota; Viridiplantae; Streptophyta; Magnoliopsida; Solanales; Solanaceae. The record is from RefSeq and is a predicted model, not a curated record. The transcript has 2 exons.
AUGGAUGACACAAAUAUUAUACGUGAAGAUAGUGGUGAGGAAACUGAGCCGGUAGAACCAAAGCAAAAAAAAACCAAACCAACAACAUCAGAUGUGUGGAAAUAUUUCACAAACAUUGGCAAAGGGGAAGAUGGAAUUGAAAGAGAAAAAUGUACUGGCUGUAAAAUUGCAAUUUUUAAAGUUGGUACAACUCCCAAAGGUACAAAUUAUGGGACAUCACAUUUACGUCGUCAUAAGGAGGUAUGCCCAAUGCUUAAAUUUCAUAAUCUGGGUCAUAUGUUCAUUAAUCAAGAAGGCAAAUUACAGUCUAGAAAAGUUGAUCAACAAAUACAACGUGAAAUGCUUGCAGAAGCUAUUAUUAAGCAUAAUUUGUCGUAUUCUUUUGUUGAAUAUGAUGGAAUUAGGAAUUGGAUAAAUUAUAUAAGUCCAGAUGUUGUGAUGCCUUGUAGAAACACAGAAGUUGCAGAUAUAAGAAAAAUGUAUAUUAGAGAGAAGGAGAAAUUGAAACAAGAAUUGGCUAAAAUUUCUAAUAGAGUAUGUUUGGCUUCUGAUUGUUGGACAUCAUCUACUUCUGAGGGAUACAUUUGUUUAACAGCUCAAUUUGUUGAUGAAAAUUGGAGGUUGAAUUGUAAAAUUCUAAACUUUUGUCGUAUGUAUCCUCCUCACACUGGAGUUGAAAUGGCUGCUGUUAUAUACGACUGCUUGAAAGAAUGGAAUAUAGAAAAGAAGGUAUUUUCUAUUACUUUGGAUAAUGCUACUGCCAAUGAUAGUUUGCAAACUAUUUUAAAAGGGCAUCUUAAUUUGCAAAAUAGUUUGGUGUGUGAUGGUGAGUUCUUUCAUGUGCGUUGUUCUGCUCAUAUUUUGAAUUUGAUUGUUCAAGAAGGGUUAAAGGCAGCUAUUGAUUCCUUGAUUGCAAUUAGGGAAAGUGUUAAGCAUGUUAGAGGAUCAGAUGGGAGAAUGCAAAAGUUUGAGCAAUGUGUUAAGCAAGUUGGAAUUGAAACUAAUCUUGGUUUACGUUUAGAUGUAGUAACUAGAUGGAACUCAACAUAUUUGAUGCUUGAAAGUGCUCUCCCAUAUGAAAAAGUUUUUUCUAGUCUACAUUUACAUGAUAGAAAUUAUACACACUAUCCUACAUUUGAUCAAUGGAGAAGGGCUGAAAAAAUAUGUGAAGUCUUGGAGCCAUUUCAUGAGAUAACAAAUUUGAUUUCUGGUUCAAGUUAUCCAAAUUUUAUGCAAAUUUGGAGAAUUGAAUGCAUGCUGAAAGAGAAGUUGAAUAAUGAAGAUAAAGUUAUUAAGGAUAUGGCUUCAAAGAUGCAUGAGAAGUUCGAAAAAUACUGGAAGCAAUAUAGUGUAGUACUUGCAUUUGGAGCAAUUCUUGAUCCCCGCAUGAAAUUACAAUUUUUAAGUUUUUGUUAUUCUAAGUUGGAUUCUAUUUCCACACAAAAAAAGAUCUCACUUGUGAAGAAUAAAUUGUAUGAGCUUUUCGAUCAUUAUACAAACAAGCAAAAUGUUGUUAGUGCUUCUUCAACUAUUCGGACUACACCAAGUGAAGCUAGGAGGAAACCCAAAGGAUUCAAAGUAUUUAAUCCAACAAGUGUAGACAAUGCAUUGCAAAUUCCUGAAUUUGAGGCUUCCAUGGAGGAGGAGAUCAAUAUGAUUAACAAGAAUAAUACAUUGGUACAUGUACCUAGUCCUCCUCACAAGAAGGUUUUUGGAAUUAGAUGGGUGUUCAAGAUUAAGUUAAAUUCAGAUAGCACACACCACAAGUACAAAGCAAGGCUAGUUGUAGAGGGUAUACACAACAUCAUGGAAUUGCUUUUCAUGAAACCUUUGCACUAG